Panicum virgatum (switchgrass) is the source of this 1962-nucleotide messenger RNA. Its product is annotated as heavy metal-associated isoprenylated plant protein 33-like. The coding region runs from base 1 to 1782 and encodes 593 amino acids. Lineage: Eukaryota; Viridiplantae; Streptophyta; Magnoliopsida; Poales; Poaceae. The transcript is spliced from 4 exons. Gene Ontology annotation, molecular function: metal ion binding. The record is from RefSeq and is a predicted model, not a curated record.
AUGCAGGCCGCCCGCUCCCGCGGGCUGCACCGGAUGCUGUGGGAGGUCUGCACCGGCUGGACAAGGCCUGCAUCCACCUCCACCAUGGCACCACGCCAACCACGUCUCCAGGGACACAAGAGGACGAUGAUGGUUAGGGGGUGCUUGGACUGCUGCGGCAUUUUUGAGGUGGUCAGGAUGAUCCGGGACGACAUCCUCAGGGUGAAGGUCUGCGUGCUGAAGGUUGGGAUUCACUGUGAAGGCUGCGCGAAGAAGGUUAGAAAGGUCCUCAACAAGAUUGAAGGUGUGUACCAAAUCAGCAUAGAGAAGCCGGAGGGGAAGGUGACGGUGACCGGCCAGAUGGAUCUGGAGACUGUCUUCACGAAGCUGAAAAAGGCCGGCAAGCCCGCGCUGCUGUGGGGCGCCACCGCCAACCCUGGAGUGCCAAGCCACCAGGUCCAGCAGCUCCAGCUCGGCGGCGGCGACGACCAGCAGCCGAAGGGUGGAGCGGGUGCUGCGAGCAGCAGCGGUGGAGGAGAUGCAAAGAUGGCGAUGCCGCAAGCGACUCCGCAGCAGCUUCGCGAGCAACUGCAACAGCAGCUGAUGCAAGGGAUGAACCUUCCUCCGCAGCUUCUGGGCCUGGGCGGCAAGAUGCCGCUCCCGGCGGCUGCGGCGCCGCCGGCGAACCCCAAGUCUGUCAAGUUCAACAUUCCCAACGGCGGCAACUCCGGCGAUGACGACGAGGAGGGUUUCGAGGAUGACGGCGUCGACGACGACAUGUACGCCGACGACACUAAGAUGAUGAAGCCUAUGGCCAUGCCGCUGGCCGCCGGUGGGGCCGGAUGCAGCGGUGUCAAGAAAGGUGGCAAGGGAGGCGCCAACAACGGCGGCAAGCUGAACCUGGGUGGCGCCGACGGCAGCGGCAAGAACGGCAAGGGCGGCGCCCCAGGCGGUGCGAACCUGCUGCAGCCCGGACAGGCCAGGAAGGCCAGCGGCGCUGGUGGCCCGUCCGCUGGUGUCGGCGGGCCGAUGAUGGGCAUGGGCGGCAUGCAGCCGCCUCAGCAGGCGGCCAUGACGACGAGGCCUCCGAACAUGAUGGGCGGCGCCGCCCGUUACCCCGGUGCGGGACAGAUGGGCGGCAUGCACCCCCACAUGGCUGCCAAGGGCAUGCAGCCGGGCGGUGUCAACGGCAUGCAGCCAGCAGGCGGCGCCGGCAUGCAGAUGGUCCACCCCCACAUGGCUGGCAAUGGCAUGCAGUCGGCAGGUGUCGCCGGCGGCAUGCCGAUGGGCCACCACAACAUGGCUGGCAAUGGCGUGCAGCCGGGAGCGGGAGGUGUCGCCGGCAUGCCGGCCGGCGGCAGGCCGAUGGGCCACCCCCACAUGGGUGGCAACAACGGCAUGCAGCCGGGAGGUGGCGCCGGCUCGACCCUUGCGCCUGGAUUCUAUCAUGCCGGUCCUGCUGGCGGCGGCUAUGGUGGUGGCAUGCCUUACGGGUCGGAGAUGAUGCAGGCGGCCGGGAACCAGAAUGUCUAUGGCAGCAGCGGCGGGUACAUGCCCAUGAUGCAGCAGCAGCCGCCACAGAUGAUGAAUGGCUGCUAUGGCGUCUCUCAGGGCUACUACGGCGACCAUGUCCAUGGCGGCGCCGGGUACUACCAGCAGCAGAUGGGGUACGGGAGCAGCUCCGGGUACGGGUACGGCGGGCACCAGCAGCCGAUGCCCUACCCGUCGUCCUACUACCCGCGCCACCCGCAUGACAACAUGUUCAGCGACGAGAACCCCAACAGCUACUGCUCGGUGAUGUGAGGCAGCAAGGUGGUCGCCGCCGCCGCCGGCCAAGCUUUCUCCUGCUUCUGAAGCUUCACCAAAGUCAACCAGAAGGAAGAAGGAGGGGAGCCAGCUCAGGUCACAGGUGGUGGUCAUCCUACUGCGUCGUCGUCAACGUGAUCCAAGUAACAACCAGUAGUAGUCAUAUCAGUAUGCAAG